GUCAUUCCGCGCACUGUGUGGCAACUGUGGUGCGGCUGCAGUUGGCGCCGGGGCUCUGGAGGCUGUGCAUGGCGCUGUGUGUGAGGAGGCUCCGCGGGCUGCCUUGGAGGAGCGGGGUUCGGGGAGCCGCUGGGAGAGUGCGGGAGGGCAGCAGGCUCCGUGACAUUGGUUUGCACCCGGUACUGAGCCAUUGCCCACGUUCUUCUGCUCCUCUCAGACGUCCUUUACCUGUGCCUCUAAGAACCACAAACGUUUCUUCGCGGGUCAAGCCAGGCGAUGCCAAGCUGUUUCCGCUUACAGUUACCAAAUUUCUUCUUGAAGAAUAUGGAUUAUUCCAUAUACAGGAAAGACGUAGAAUUUGUGAACAGCAUACUGCACAUUCGCACUCGUGGCCUUGUGCUCUACCAGCUGCUCCUGACCAUCUCCCGGUUCCUUUUCAUGAGUUACUUUUCCAAUUCACGCCUAUCGGUCCUGAAGUUGACCUGCCAUCCCGAGACUUGCAGUGUUCAGGCUCGUUGGUCAGUUUCUGGCCUUCCCUUACACACUCUUCUCUUCCAUUUCUACCAGACUGACAAGACUGAGCUGUACAAAAUUUACGAUGUGCAUUCAACAUUCUAUCUGGCUUCGGACGGUCGCAUAAGUCUACAUAAAAUGGAGCGGGUGAUGCCAUCUGAUCCCCUCACUCUACCCAAGAAGACGCUACUAACUGCCGCCCUUGUAGCGAUUGGUUUUGGAGAAGACCGUCCUGCUCUAAAUUUCCUUUCCUCCCCUAAAGCCUCACAUAAGCUCUGAUAAAGGCACCACCUACCCUUAUAUUGGUGUAUUUCUAAUAUUGGAUUAGUUCCUCCAAGCACCCAGUUGUUCAGACAAGUUCUUUAAUUUGUGGCACAUGAGUUAUCCGUUCGGUUCUUUAAAGAGUUACCUAAUGAAUAUUUAUAAGAAUGCCGCUUCCUUAUCCUCUGUGUGUGGCACUUGUGAGCGUUUAACUUAUGGGAACACAACGUACAUCCUUCAUAUACAAUUGGUUAUAGUGGAGACAUGUUUCCUUCAGUAAACUCCACCUAAAUUAAUAUAAAUUGCUGUGUACAUUGGUAACAUUUGGCCUCUUAAAAGUGUGGCAUUGUCAUGUCCUGUGCAGUUAAGUAAUGUGCAUGCCUUUUACCCUGUACGCAUGCGUCAGGAUUGCUGGGGAUUUUGCGCAUGCACAGUUCUUUUGUCAGAGUGUUUAAGGUAAUAGGACGAAACUCGACAUGGGAAUGACACACUUUGGAGCCUAUAUUUGACACAAAGAAGCAGAUUUUUAAACUAAAGUAUUCGGGAAUUAUUUAUGUAAAGUCUAUUAAAGGGAUAUGAUGCCCAAAUGUUGAAGCACUUGAAAGUGAUGCAGCAUAGCUGUAAAAAAGCUGACUAGAAAAUAUCACCUAAACAUCUCUAUGUAAAAAAGGAAGAUAUUUUACCUCAAAAUUUCCUAAGUAUUCACACCCCACUGUAAAGAGACUUUAAGCAGCCAAUCAGGAUGCUAGUCCCAGGACUUGCAAGGUAACGUGUAUCUGGCAUGUGCAGGCACAGUCAUGUUAUUUUCCUAUUUAGUUCAAGGAAGUUUACUAUGAAAACUCACAAGAUCACAAAAAACAAAGCAUGACCUCAGCACUGCUGUUGAGCUAUUUUUGUCCCCCCCAACUUGCAAGCUGGGCAGUAGCUGACAUAUAACUGUUUACUCAGCACUUAACUCUGGUGAGAUGAAGAAAUUGUGAGGUAAAAUAUCUUCCUUUUUUACAUAGAGAUGCUCAGGUGAUAUUUUCCUGUCAGCUUUUUACAGUUAUACUGCAUCAGUUUCAAGUGCUUCAACAUAUGAGUAUUAUGUCCCUUUAAUAGAAAAACAUUUCUGCACUAUAAUUUCUCUUCUAAUAUUGCUGCCCUAUUUAACAAUACAAGAGUAUUUACUAAGAGAGGUGUAGGAUUCUUUUACGAUACAAACGGCUGUUAUUCUAGACUUGGUCCUUAUAUCCCAUUUCUAUUUAUAGUCAUUUUGUCAGCCAUAAAACCUCCCACUUCCAUUGUACAAGGUAGUUCUUGCAUUACCUCUGUGUACCAACCGUGUAGGAGUUAGGUUAGUAUAUUGGCUGCUGAGAUACUUGGCUCUGCUCCAUUUGCACGCACAACUGUUCACCCGGCCUGUGGAUGUGUAACAUAUACUGUACAUAAUUAAAUUAUAACAAGAA
Molecule: messenger RNA, 2222 nt
Organism: Bombina bombina (fire-bellied toad)
Lineage: Eukaryota; Metazoa; Chordata; Amphibia; Anura; Bombinatoridae
Gene: C7H6orf136
Product: chromosome 7 C6orf136 homolog
Exons: 6
Coding region: 277-792 (171 amino acids)
Source: RefSeq, a predicted model, not a curated record